AUGUCAGGUCUGUAUAAUCCCAACUUUUCACCUGCAAGAGCUGUUUCUCCACAGAUUAGAAAUACCCCAGAUAUCGACAGUGGUCAGUACUUGUCGGAGCUCUUGGCUGAGCAUCAAAAGCUUGGACCUUUCGUGCAAGUUCUUCCAAUAUGCAGCAGACUCUUGAAUCAAGAGAUUUUACGGGUUUCUGGAAUGAUGCCAAACCAAGGUUUUGGUGAACUUGAUAGACUGCGGCACAGGAGCCCCAGUCCGAUGGCAUCUUCAAACCUUAUGUCUAAUGUUGCUGGAACAGGAUUAGGUGGCUGGAAUGGACUUCCUCAGGAGAAGCUACAAUUGUUUGAUUGA
Messenger RNA from Ilex paraguariensis (yerba mate), 345 nucleotides. The record is from the annotation of a GenBank genome assembly. NCBI's taxonomy places the organism in Eukaryota, Viridiplantae, Streptophyta, Magnoliopsida, Aquifoliales, Aquifoliaceae.